Ascochyta rabiei is the source of this 2934-nucleotide messenger RNA. RefSeq lists its product as uncharacterized. Bases 1 to 2934 code for a protein of 977 amino acids. NCBI's taxonomy places the organism in Eukaryota, Fungi, Ascomycota, Dothideomycetes, Pleosporales, Didymellaceae. The record is from RefSeq and is a predicted model, not a curated record. The transcript has a single exon.
AUGUCUUUCAGCGACUCGGAGAUCGAGCUGGUGAGCUCGCAGCUGGCGCUGGGCAACGACGACAUUCCCGAGGAACCAGACAUGCUCUUCACCGACGACGCCGGUGACGGCCAGCCAUUCGCUCCACCCCCACGAAUCGCCGCACGCUUCUACAGACACUCCAACAACCGCCGGAAGUCGUCGGCGACGUCCUCCCGCCGCAACUCGCUCUCGUCCACCCACUCGCACACCUCGAGCCGCUCCGCGAUCCGCAACAGCUGCCAGAGCCACCACAUUGCCCAGCACCUCCGACGCGUGUCCAUCCUCGAGACCCGCAAAGCACGCCUGGCCGACAGAGCCGCCCAUGCCGAACAGGUCCGUCUACGCGCCGCAGCGGCCAAGGCCACGCCACGUGUGUCGAACAGCGAAGAGAAAGCGUUGGCCGCCAAGGAAGCUCGCGAGCGCCACCUUGCACAGGUGGCGGCGUCCUGCGCGGAAGAAGUGCGUAGAGCCAAGAAGAUUGCCGAGGACAUGAAGGAACGCAAGGCCGCCGAAGAGCGCAGGUACCGCCUCGAGAUGGAGGAGAAGCACGCAGAGGCAGAGAGGAGGCGCCUCGAGUACAAACGCAGCCCUCGCAGACCGAGAACCGCCAGCUCGCCGCCCGCUGAUGCGAAGAAAGCAACUCAGCAGCCACCUGCCCCGACCUCUGAAGACGCCGCCAAGCGCAUCCAAUCUGCAUGGAGGGCGAGAAGUAGGAAGAAUAUCGUCGAUGUCUGGUUGGAAAUGGGGCUCUCCAUCGAGAAGAUCAGCAGCACCAGUUUCGAAGAUAUCACCACUAUGCUUGCGGAUGAGAAGCUUCUGAAGACGACAGAGAAGGUCAUGGAGUUGUUUGUCCUGCUGCCAGAUCCGGAUCCAGCUGCCCGCAGCACAGCUGUCCGGACCUUUCUUUCCUCGUAUCUCAUCCUAGGCCAUCCCACAAAUGUGCUGAGUCGCGAUGGCGAUCAAGAGCAAGACCUGAUCACCAAGGCCAAGGACUUGGUCCUUUCCUUCGAAUCAGCAUUAGGAAAGUUGACGACUUUCAACUACUAUACCCCUUCGCCCACCAGGACCGAGACGGUUCUGUUGGCCCACAGCGCCUUCGUUACAGCCUUCAAUGAUUGGAAAGCUCGCGAUUCGUCGGCGCUUGUCGAAACUAUGGUCGCCUCCUUCGUCAGUCUCGAUGAGAUCUGGCAGAGCGUCAAGGACGCAACAGUAGAAGAGGUUGCGAACGAAUACAGGACUGGCAUUCGGGACAAUCAAGCUAUCUUGCUGAGUAGGAUCAAGAAGCUGGCAGGACCGGACAAGGCAUUGACAUUGAUUCGAAAGGCUAUUCGCGAGGGCCGCAGGUCGAGGCCUAAGAAGCGACCUGCUGGAGAGACUAUUCGACCACGAGUCGCCGUCGACGUGACUUCCGGUUCACCCAUCGAAGGCGAGCGUGCUGCUAUGCAAGCUGAGGCCGCUUCUGAGCUGGCAGCCUCUGGUCAAGCGGCACGUCUUGGCUCCGCAACACAAGGCCACCAGGCUCAGUCGCUGUCAAAGGUCUUUACGGUUGUCCCUGACAACCGCGUGCUCGUGCAUGAGCUGUCCAUCGACAAGGAGUAUCGCAUCGAUGCGUCGCCAACCGCUGGUCUGAGAGAUGCCCUUAACCGCGAGCUGUGCGACGCCAUGCGCAAGGGCUUCGAGGACGGCGAUAGCGCGCAAUGGACAGCCGCCAUGGCAGAGAACAUACGCGCAAAGCUUUUGCGCUUAUUGAAGGCAGGCAACUCAAUGCACACUCUCAUCUCAGAGACCCUAGACCCGGACCACAUCAACAAGCAGUGUAGUCAAGGGCUCUUCUCGUACGAGAGGUUUUUUGGUUUCAUCGCCAAUAUCCUACCCAAGCUCUGUGCUCCGUUCCGAGAUGCUCAAGUCCAAUCUUUGGCAGACGAGCUGCAGGAGGAAGGCGAGCUUCCCGAAAUGGUCGAGAAACUUUUCAAGUUGUUGCACGUGAUCGAUCUCCUAUCAUUGGAUUAUUCGAAUUUCCUUCUGAUGAACGCAGCGCCAACGUUGAUCAAGGAAGCUACUGGGUACGAACAACGUAUGUUCGCACAAGAUCUGGAGGAAGGCAAAAUCACUUUAGAUCGAACUCGGCGCUGGUGGCGUAGUGCGGCUAUCAACAUGCACACUGAAGCAGAUCGACGCGACCCAUGGGCCCAGCCCAACCCUAUGAACCGACCAACAGCGCAUAAGAUUUAUGCACGUGGUCUUAUUGACCUCGCGAUAUCCGUGCCACCGCUACGAGAUUCCGAGCUUCCAGAAACUCUCGGACUUGACCGCGACCGUAUCUCGCGCAUCCGUGAAGACGCUCUGCGCAUCACUACCAUUGGCGGUAUCCUUCUCACAGCGAAAAACCUACUCAAGCGCGACGUCCGCUCGCAAUGGAAGCCUCAGGCAGCUCGCAUGUGGGAGGUUCUAAAGGACGGUUACUUGAAGGAUCCUUCGACACCCUCCAAGAUCGCCUCGUUACUCGAGUCUUCACAUAACAUGCCGCCUUCCACCCGCGCGCAACUUUCCUCUACGGUCACGCGUCUUUUGACUCAAGCCGAGUCCGGCAGGCUCUCCGAUCCCGUUACCAAAGUAUUGUUCCAGCGCCUCAAGACACACAUUUUCAACCGCGUAUCAGCUAGCAGCUCUGGCGAACGUGUCAAGGCUGCUAGCACAGCCACUGAAGGGCUUGCAACCACUGGUCUUGCAGAAUUCGUGCCCCAGGUUGCUGACAUCUGCGAGCAAUUGAGCAAGGUCGGUGAAGUUGAUCGCAAGGCGCAUGGCAAGUGGUAUGAGGAGAUUGCAGAGCAGAUGGAGAAUGAGCCGUUGGAAGGCGACGAAUUAAGCAGGAGCGAAAGUGGCGGGUCUGCUGCCUCAGGAUCGUCUGUGUGA